Esox lucius (northern pike) is the source of this 6555-nucleotide messenger RNA. It is a transcript of the gene axin1, whose product is annotated as axin 1. The record is from RefSeq and is a predicted model, not a curated record. Gene Ontology annotation, biological process: negative regulation of canonical Wnt signaling pathway. Lineage: Eukaryota; Metazoa; Chordata; Actinopteri; Esociformes; Esocidae. Bases 1255 to 3876 code for a protein of 873 amino acids. The transcript is spliced from 12 exons.
CAGAGAAAUCAGAAUCGAAGACACACUCAGCAGGAGAGGCAGGUGAGAGCAUCGACCAUUUUGAGACUUAACUCUGGUUAUUGUUAAAAAAAAGUGCUUUAUGGAACAAAAAACUGCGGUAGUAAACAAGAUUAACCUUAACAUUGAGUCUUUGACCAUGAAAGGAGAAACAUGAUUAGGACGGGUGUCAGAAUGGAGGAAGACCACUGACGGGAUGAAAGCAGAGAAAAGGGAGCGUGGUUUUGCUUUUUAAAAAUGUAGUCAAAGGCCGCUAAGAUAACAUUUUAUUUCAAAUGGCGCGAUUCAAGAACUCCAGCUGAGCCUUUAUUUACCUGCAAUACGUUUUUUUGCUCUUGAUUCGUACAUCGGAGAAUGGAAGAACAACAUAGUUAAAUCGGUGGGAUCAAGCAAGUGUGUAUCUAAUACCUUUGUUAUCUGUAAAAUUGGCAACCGAGACUGUACGGGUGACAACAAAUUGGCCUAGAUCAAUCAAAGUCCUCGAAAUCUCAUUACUCGGAACAUCUGACAGAAAGAAGUAUUCAAUAGGCUCUAUUGGGGACCUUUGAAUUCAGUCUUCUACACAUCAAAGGCCACAGAGCUGAGAUACAUUUAUGUUUGGAAUCGCUGUGUUUUGGAGAAAAACUAUGAAUGUGGUCAGUGAAUGUGCAACGAGUUAAAGGACGGCCGCCAAUGCUGUGUGUUUUGAGCUAACCCCCUACCAGGCAGUCCAUGAGCCUGUCGAUAUGAUGGUUUGAUGUCAGUCAGAAAAGAACCCCCACUACAACAACAGAGGGGCUGGAACAGAGAGACAAGAACAGAAGAAGGGGAGAAAGGAAAGAACCAUCGCCGGAUGAACUCGGUUGUGAUUAAAGAUGGCGGCCGUGCAUACCGCAGACUGCGUAGCACUGGAUUUGAUUCAUAGAAAGACAGUCGGAGUAGUCGGUAUAUCAGCACAUCAAAAACGAGCAUCACUUAACAAGAAACGAAUGGAUAGAAAAUGCAUCCCGUUAUGGCAACAUUUCCUAUUGGCACUAACAUUGACUUUGCUAGUACUCAGAGAAAUGUCUUCACUGGCACCUGAAAUAUCCAAUAAGCUUGCAAUGGGAACCUCAGAAAAUGGAUGUCAAAUUGGAGGAGAAAAAUCCUUAAAACAAUGGAGUAACAUUUUACUAAAGGAGAAAUUAUUUUGCAGUGGCAUCAGUAGAGGUGUGGAUCUGACAGUUCUGUGGUGUGGGCGGUACUGGGACGGGGUGUAUGGACGCUGUGAACAUGAGCGUAGGCGACAAGUUGGGGGGUUACCUGGUGGACAUGGGGGGCAGCUUCACUGAGGAUGCCCCCAGACCUCCAGUCCCUGGGGAGGAGGGGGAGGAGCUGGUAUCCAGCGAUGGAAGGCCCUACAGCCAUAGCUUCUACUGUUCCAAGAACGAGAGCCUAAAGAGUGAGGCCUCUACGGCCACACCCCGGCGACCGGACCUGGACCUGGGCUAUGAGCCGGAGGGAAGCGCCUCCCCCACGCCACCCUACCUUAAGUGGGCUGAAUCCCUGCACUCCCUCCUGGACGACCAGGAUGGUAUUCACCUGUUCAGGACGUUUCUCAAGCAGGAAGAUUGCGGGGAUAUGUUGGACUUCUGGUUCGCCUGCAGUGGCUUCCGGAAGCUUGAGACCAGUGAGAGCCAGGGCGAGGAAAAGAAGCUGAAACUGGCGAAAGCCAUUUAUAAAAAGUACAUCCUGGACAGCAAUGGGAUAGUAUCGAGACAGAUCAAACCGGCCACUAAGAGCUUCAUCAAAGACUGCGUGGCGAGGCUUCACAUUGACCCUGCCAUGUUUGACCAAGCCCAGACUGAGAUACAGACUAUGAUGGAGGAGAACACCUACCCGCUGUUCCUGAAGUCAGACAUCUACUUGGAAUACACCAGGACUGGGGGGGAGAGCCCUAAGCUCUUUAGUGACCAGAGUUCUGUCUCUGGGGGCGGGAAAGUGUUACCAGGGUAUUUGCCAACACUGAACGAGGAUGAGGAGUGGAGAUGUGACCACGAGCCGGAUGUGCAGCCGGAGAGUGAGCCUACACCCAGCAGCCGGCUCACUCAGAAGUUGCUCCGGGAGACUGCUUCGCAACUUGUCACCAGCAACAAGAGAUUCCAGGACAUCCACGAGUAUAGACAAGUGCCAUGGCGGGAGCCUGUCAACCCAUACUAUGUCAACACGGGUUAUGCUAUGGCCCCUGCCACGAGCGCCAACGACAGCGAGCAGCAGAGCGUGUCCAGUGCCAGCGACGUAGACACGCUCUCCCUAACCGACAGCAGUGUAGACGGGGUUCCACCGUACAGAUACCGCAAACAGCAUCGACGGGAGAUGCACGAAAGUGCCAAAGCAAAUGGGCGAGUACCACUACCUCAUAUUCCUCGCACAAAUCGGAUACCAAAGGACAUCCAUGUGGACCCGGAGAAGUUUGCGGCCGAUCUAAUCAGCAAGCUGGAGGGAGUGCUGCGGGAGAGGGAGGCCCAGGAGAAACUGGAGGAGAGACUGAAGAGGGUUAGAUUGGAGGAGGAGGGUGACAAUGCAGACAUCUCCACGGCCACUUCCUUGUCCAGUCACAGACCACCCACCGGCGGCGUGCCACAGCACUACAACAACCCACGCUACUGUGACAUCAGCUACAACGGCCUGGCGCUGCGUCUCGACGCCCACGAGGAGAACCCCGAGAGCAUCCUGGACGACCAUGUCCGGCGUGUCAUGAAGACACCUGGCUGCCAGUCCCCCGGUACUGGCCGCCAUUCCCCCAAAUCCCGCUCCCCCGACGGACUCCCUUCAGGCGGCAAGGUGCUCGGACCCGGGGUGCCACCGCCCACGGGCCCAGGCAAGUACCCGGCACGGCUGGGCCCCAAAGGGGAGGCUUCCAGCCACCAGUACCAUCACAAACACGUGCAUCACCUCCACCACCCGGCCGGAGGGAAGCCUAAAGAGCAGGUGGAGUCUGAGGCCGCCGUGAGGGUUCAGGGUAACUUCCUCUGGGGGAUGGAGCUACACCACUACGGGCCUAAGUCUCACAGCUAUGCUGAUGGCAUGGGCCCCAGCCCUGUGGAUCUCAUGGGAUGCAGCAAAGGAGGCAUGCCGUCGAAGCGGACGUUUAAGAAGGGUGAGGAGGUGCGGAACGCUGAGGCGCCUGCGCCUCCAGAGGAUGUGGAGAGGAAUCAGAAGAUCCUCCAGUGGAUGAUGGAGGGAGAGGCGGUCCGGCACAAGAAGAGCCCCUAUGGGAGCACCACGGGGACCAAGAAGACGCAGUUGAGCCAUGAGUUAUCGCGGCCCAGCUCGGUGGAGCGUCCCGGGGCAGUGCAUCCAUGGGUCAGCGCCCAACUGCGGAACAAUGUUCAGCCCUCGCACCCUUUUAUCCAGGACCCUACCAUGCCCCCAAAUCCAGCUCCGAAUCCCCUCACCCAGUUGGAGGAGGCUCGGAGGAGACUAGAGGAGGAGAAGAAGAAGUCGGUGACCUUAAUGACCAAGCAGAGGUAUGUGAUGGAGGUGAUCCAUCGGGGGCGCACCCCCGUCAGGCCCGCCUUGUUCCCACCACUCGGCGUGGCGCCCACCGUCUCAGAGUCAGAACAUAAAACCACAAAGAAGCCUGCAUGUGAGAACAUCACAGUGGCCUACUACUUCUGUGGGGAGCCCAUCCCAUACAGGACGUCGGUCAAAGGUCGCAUUGUCACGCUCGGCCAGUUUAAGGAGCUGCUGACUAAGAAAGGAAGCUACAGGUAUUAUUUCAAGAAGGUAAGUGAUGAGUUUGACUGUGGGGUGGUGUUUGAAGAGGUACGCGAAGAUGAUGCGAUCUUGCCGAUUUUCGAGGAGAAGAUCAUUGGGAAAGUGGAAAAGAUUGAUUGAUAUAUGGAGGGAAGAGACUUCUUCAAAAAGUCCGCCGGCAUCAGUGUGCUAGGUGGAUGAGCUGUUCGGUUGAGUGAAAGUGUUUGGAGUGAGGAGUGGCAGGGGAGAAAAGGCACAGCGCAAGUCGAGAUACAGGAGGGAUCGGAUGAGAGGAGGAAAAGGAGAAUGCACAAUGGUCACUGUGGGAGAGACACUAAUGACUACAAGGCUUUUUUGUGGUCCUUUUGUAUCUGUUCAUUGCCACUGCAUUGUGGAGAAAGAGUACGAAAGCAUUGGACUGAAAAAAGGAAAGACAUUCUGUCCUUGUCUUUCUAACUCUGCGUGUAAUAUAAUGUAGCAUUGUUAAAGUUUGAUUAGAAGAAAGUACUAUGAAUCUGCUUACUAAAGCUGCAUAUUAUUUUUGAUAUGAUGUAUCAGAAGGUAUCCUUUGUAAUCUAACAACGCUUGUAAUUUUUAUAUGUACCGGUACCAGAUGUGUACAGAUUGUCUGUUUAAACCAUAACGAUAAAGAUUUAUAUUAUCUAUUUAAAUAUUUAAAAAGCUGUUGUUUUAAUCCUUUUAAAUCUGUGGCUCUGUUAAAUUUGACUAGAACCAAGUGUUUUGAUGGGGCUGUUUUUUUUGUUUUGUUUAGUAUUGUAGAGCUGCUAUGCGAAUUUCAACAGCACCAUGUUCUACAAUUAUAAGUGCUUUUAAAAUUAACAUCAACCUUAUCAGUGACGGUAAGUUGUACUGCACUUAUCACUGUUAUGCGUCAAUUGAAAUUGAGCAAAAGGAAAAGUUAUCACUUCUUAACACAGUGUUACCUGGUGCUAUUGCCACAAAGCAGUGCACAGUUCAAGAUUUGCCCAUUCACCCACUAGAUUUAAAUAAGACUGGAUGUGUUUUGGUUGGAUCGAGUGUGUGAGUACGAAAAUAACUGUCCGCCCCUUUGGGCCAACAGGACUCAGAAACACUGUCUUACUCGAUUCUUCCUUAUGGUUUUUAGUUUUUUUUUCCAUUUAAAAAAGGGACACCCGAGCAACAGCGCGGUUUGCCAUGUUCUGAAUUCUGAGCUCUUAACUUUCUGAAAGAAAGUAUACCUGUAUCUGAAGACUUCUGUCUACUUACUGUAAAUCAGUCCCCACUAUGAUCAAUAAGGUUUUGAUUUUGCUACAGUAAUGUAUUUAUUGUAGCAGACCAGCGCAGGAAGCAAAUGAACAACCAGUUUUGUACAUGCUACUUACAGUAAAAGUUCUGAUUAUAUUUAGAGUCCAUAGCUUUUGUAUACAAUUAUGAUCCGAUAUCUAUACAAGUUUCCUGAUUCAUAGGGUUCAUACAUAUGGGCGUUCUGUGAAAAGAAGAGGGUUGUUAUGUGGAAGUGUAUCUAAUUGCUGAGUUCAGUUGAGUAUUGAUCAUCAAAUCGCUUUGUGCACAUGCAUGCAGAAAGACUCCUGACCCUGUUGGUAUAUUCUGGUCUCUGAAGGCCACUGGAUGAUGAAACGACAUGAGUAUGUUUACAUCUAUGUAUCACAUGUUGAACAAUGACUUGUAGCCUUUUGUAGCUUAAUAUAGCUAAAUUUGGUGCCUGGCUGAAAUGAAUUGUCAAUAGAAAUAGCAUGGAAUGAUCUUUUAUAGGUCACAAUACACCAAAGACAACAGUAGAAGUUAGUUGAAACAGGUUUUGUCAUCUCCGUUAUUUUCUUUUUUUUAAGACCCUAGUUCACAUGGGUACACUUCCUCAUUUUAUCAUUUUUGUUAUCCAAAAUCUUGUGUUAAAGUGGAAUUGUCUUUCACAGAAUGUGCUGGAGUCAGUGGAAUGUGCUAACCAUUAUGUUUGUGACGAGGAUGGUAAGGACAUUUAGAGACGAUGAGGACCUUUUUAAUCAGAGUGCUGUAUUGUUGAGUGUUGCUCUGUAUGAACACCACACAAGGAACAUCUCUUUUUUCUGAGAUGCCAUUUUUGUAUUUAUUUAGAUAUUUAAAAAAACAACAACUGUAAAGUAAACGUAUCUAUUGCGCCUGUUAAAUAUUUAAUAACCAUAUUUUGUUAUGUUUUUGUAACAAGAGUUAUUUACUCCAUUAUCUUUGACAAUAUUGGUACUCAACCAUCAUCUGUGACACAAUACAAUGUAUAGGUUGGCUCUGUUGUGAUGUUCAGAUGGAGGACAGCAGGUGUAAUGAUUCUUACUGUGAAUGCCCCAAAGCGAACGCCCCCCCGCUUAAGAUCUAUGAAAUGUAUAUAACAGAAAUCACAGAGUGCCUUUAUUUCCAUCCUCCCAUGACAUGCUCUUACUGGAGCCUACCUUUACAUUUGUACUGAGAGUCCAUCAAUUUGUAUUGAUGUUGGGUUGAAGUGUUUCACAUUACACUUUGGAUAAGUCUUUUAUUUGUAAAUAUGUAACAUGUUAUGUGUCAUCUACCAGCAAUUCAAUUAGGAUAUUCAGUACCCUGGACCUGUUUCUUUGUGCUGCGUUGUGCGGUUAUCAUUUAAAGGUACUUGGGACAAUGAAUACAUGUAAUAAACCCGAACCUUGUAUUGUAAUUGUUUUGUUUCUUUAAAGGGGCUAUUUGAAUGAUUUUUACUACUAGCAUAAAGGACCAAAAGAUAUUUGCAGGGAAUGUUUUAAGCUGUUUCAAGUAUUUUUACAGAAUUGUUCCAAGUGCCUUCGAUAUUCCCCAUUGAAACCUUCUCACCAGACC